Messenger RNA from Cucurbita moschata (crookneck pumpkin), 1417 nucleotides. Its product is annotated as GPN-loop GTPase 3-like. The record is from RefSeq and is a predicted model, not a curated record. Gene Ontology annotation, molecular function: GTPase activity. The coding region runs from base 386 to 1189 and encodes 267 amino acids. The transcript has 10 exons. NCBI's taxonomy places the organism in Eukaryota, Viridiplantae, Streptophyta, Magnoliopsida, Cucurbitales, Cucurbitaceae.
UUUUGUUUUUUCGUUCUUGUUUUGGUGUCCGUUCAUACGUUACUCUCUAAUUCAUUAAUUUCCCGUUGAAGUUGAAUCGCCACUCUCUUUUUAUUUCGCCGUCUUCCUCAUCUUCUUCAUCAUCUCCCGCCCUUUCUUCUUCUCUGCAUUUUACCAGUUUUUUCUCACUAAUCCGACCUCAUGAUCGCCCUUCAAUACCCCAAUGUUCAAGGGUUUUAAUCCUCUGCUGUUUUGUCGUGUUUAUGGGCUUCUCUGACUUGUUGAAUUUGCUAUUCUCGGUGGGUGUUUGGUGUUCUGCAUAUAUUGUUGCUGCAGUUAUUGCAUCAUUGCGGAUCAUCUGCUGUCUUUGUCUGCUUUAAACUUGUGAGACAACUUGUAAGCUACCAUGGGAUAUGCACAACUAGUUAUUGGUCCUGCCGGCAGUGGCAAGUCAACUUACUGCUCUAGCUUGCACCAACACUGCGAGACAGUUGGCCGAACUAUGCAUGUUGUGAAUCUUGACCCUGCUGCCGAACGUUUUGACUAUCCUGUAGCCAUGGAUAUUAGGGAGCUCGUUUCAUUGGAUGAUGUUAUGGAGGAGCUUGGACUUGGUCCUAAUGGUGGCCUUCUAUACUGCAUGGAACAUCUUGAAGAAAAUCUGGAUGAUUGGUUGACAGAAGAAUUGGAUAACUACAUGGAUGAUGACUAUUUAGUAUUUGACUGCCCAGGUCAGAUAGAGCUCUUUUCCCAUGUUCCUGUUCUUAAGAACUUUGUGGAGCAUUUAAGGCGAAAAAAUUUCAAUGUCUGUGCUGUGUAUUUGCUUGAUUCUCAGUUCAUGACAGACAUCACAAAGUUUAUUAGUGGUUGUAUGGCAUCUCUUUCAGCAAUGGUUCAACUUGAAUUGCCACAUAUUAACAUCCUCUCCAAAAUGGAUCUUGUGACCAACAAAAAGGAUAUUGAAGACUUCUUAAAUCCGGAGCCUCUAGUUUUGUUGUCAGAGUUGAAUCAACGUAUGGCUCCACAAUUUUCAAAGCUAAAUAAAGCUCUUAUUGAACUGGUGGACGAAUAUAACAUGGUGAGUUUUGUGCCACUUGAUUUGAGGAAAGAAAGCAGUAUAAGAUACGUGUUGGCUCAAAUAGAUAUCUGCAUUCAAUACGGUGAAGAUGCAGAUGUGAAGAUUAAGGAUAAUGAUCCAGAGGAUGAUGAUUAAAUUCCAUUUCCUUUUCCAUUGAACUCUUAAGAUAGGAUGUUCUUUUUGGGGUCUCUUUGAUACUUUGUAUGAACUUCACCAAGAUCAAAUCAGACAACGAAUCAAAUCAGAGUUCGAAUCUUUUUGAGUUUCAACUAUAUAUAUACAGGAUCUAUGGAUACGUCAAAAUCUUUGUGUUGAUGAUAAGGCUGUUUCUAAGUUAAUAAGAAAGGUAGAGAUGAUGGUUCA